Molecule: messenger RNA, 1246 nt
Organism: Saimiri boliviensis boliviensis (Bolivian squirrel monkey)
Lineage: Eukaryota; Metazoa; Chordata; Mammalia; Primates; Cebidae
Gene: OXGR1
Product: oxoglutarate receptor 1
Biological process (GO): G protein-coupled receptor signaling pathway
Cellular component (GO): plasma membrane
Molecular function (GO): G protein-coupled receptor activity
Source: RefSeq, a predicted model, not a curated record
AAGGAGGUAACCAUGAAUGAGCCACUAGACAAUUUAGCAAAUGCUUCUGAUUUUCCCGAUUAUGCAGCUGCUUUUGGAAAUUGCACUGACAAAAACAUCCCACUCAAGAUGCACUACCUCCCUGUUAUUUAUGGCAUUAUCUUCGUCCUGGGAUUUCCAGGGAAUGCAGUAGCGAUUUCCAUUUACAUUUUCAAAAUGCGACCCUGGAAGAGCAGCACAAUCAUUAUGCUGAACCUGGCCUGCACAGAUCUGCUGUAUCUGACCAGCCUCCCCUUCCUGAUUCACUACUAUGCCAAUGGCGAAAAUUGGAUCUUUGGAGAUUUCAUGUGUAAGUUUAUCCGCUUCGGCUUCCAUUUCAACCUGUACAGCAGCAUCCUCUUCCUCACCUGCUUCAGCAUCUUCCGCUACUGUGUGAUCAUUCACCCUAUGAGCUGCUUUUCCAUUCACAAAACUCGGUGGGCAGUGGUAGCCUGCGCUGUGGUGUGGAUCAUUUCACUGGUAGCUGUCAUUCCCAUGACCUUCUUGAUCACAUCAACCAACAGGACCAACAGAUCAGCCUGUCUUGAUCUCACCAGUUCAGAUGAACUCAGGACUAUUAAAUGGUACAACCUGAUUUUGACUGCAACCACCUUCUGCCUCCCCUUGGUGAUAGUGACACUUUGCUAUACCACGAUUAUCCACACUCUGACCCAUGGACUACAAACUCACAGCUGCCUUAAGCAGAAAGCUCGAAGGCUAGCCAUUCUGCUACUCCUCGUAUUUUAUGUAUGUUUGUUACCCUUUCAUAUCUUGAGGAUCAUUCGGAUCGAAUCUCGCCUGCUUUCAAUCAGCUGUUCCAUUGAGAAUCAGAUCCAUGAAGCUUACAUCGUUUCAAGACCAUUCGCUGCUCUGAACACCUUUGGUAACCUGCUACUGUAUGUGGUGGUCAGUGACAACUUUCAGCAGGCUGUCUGCUCAAUAGUGAGAUGCAAAGCAAGCAGGGACCUUGAGCAUGCAAAGAAAACCAGUUACUCAAACAACACUUGAAAUACUUCAUUUACUUAACCAAACAUAAAUACUUGCUGAUACUUUACCUAGCACUCCUAAUAUGUUCAGGAUGUCUUCCUCAAUGGAACUCCCGGUAAAUACUGUGUAUUCAAAUAACCAUGUGCCAAAGCCAGGGAAAGGCUUCUAGUUAUUUGCAAUCUCUUUAUUGAGCUCCUCCAUUGAAGAGAUAUAAGAAUGGGAUGCAGCAACCUAUUCAGAC